AUGUCUGAAUUCGUUAAUACACCAAAAUCUGAGUUGAACGAAGAGCAGAUUAGACAGUUGGAGGAAUUUGAACUCAGUCAAGGUCCUUUGUCCGUCUUACAACAAUCCGUUAAGAACAACACCCAAAUUCUCGUCAGUUUGAGGAACAAUAGAAAGUUAUUAGCUAGAGUCAAGGCAUUUGAUAGACACUCUAAUAUGGUACUCGAGAACGUAAAGGAAAUGUGGACAGAAACCCCAAAGGGUAAAGGCAAGCAACCAAUCAACAAGGACAGAUUCAUAUCAAAAAUGUUCUUACGCGGUGAUUCCGUCAUACUUGUACUUCGCAAUAUCGCUUAA
Messenger RNA from Wallemia mellicola CBS 633.66, 336 nucleotides. Its product is annotated as Sm-like ribonucleo protein. Bases 1 to 336 code for a protein of 111 amino acids. Lineage: Eukaryota; Fungi; Basidiomycota; Wallemiomycetes; Wallemiales; Wallemiaceae. The record is from RefSeq and is a predicted model, not a curated record. Gene Ontology annotation, cellular component: U2 snRNP; U5 snRNP; U4/U6 x U5 tri-snRNP complex. Gene Ontology annotation, biological process: spliceosomal snRNP assembly; RNA splicing. The transcript is spliced from 4 exons. Gene Ontology annotation, molecular function: RNA binding.